This is a messenger RNA of Oryctolagus cuniculus (rabbit), 1157 nucleotides long. NCBI's taxonomy places the organism in Eukaryota, Metazoa, Chordata, Mammalia, Lagomorpha, Leporidae. The record is from RefSeq and is a predicted model, not a curated record.
UGGCCCUAGGGGAGAAUGCCACCUCGGAGACUCAGACGGCAGCUUCAGUCCCAUAAAUGCUCAUUAGGACCGGUCCGCCACCCAGGCGUCCCGCCUGUAAACCUGCCCCCUCCGCCACCUCCCACCGCACCCGGCACCACCCCAGCCCCAGACCCAGGUGGGGCUGCGAGCUAUAAAUACCGACAGCCCGGCGCCUGCUCCCCUUCUCCGGGCCUCCAACCUGCCCUGGGUGCGGCGGAAGGAUCUGCGGGUGCCCAGGGCGGUGGCAAGCAGAAGGAAGACGAGGAGUGCGUGCCCUUCUCGCAGCCGUGGCAGGUGGCUCUCUACGAGCGUGGACGCUUUAACUGCGGGGCUUCUCUCAUCUCCCCGCGCUGGGUGCUGUCGGCCGCCCACUGCCAGACCCGCUUCAUGCGGGCGCGCCUGGGCGAGCACAACCUACGCAGGUACGACGGCCCGGAGCAGCUGCGGGCGGUGUCCCGCAUCAUCCCGCACCCGGGCUACGAGGCGCGCAGCCACCUCCACGACAUCAUGUUGGUGCAACUGGCCCGUGCAGUACACCUGACACCUCAGGUGCGACCCGUGGCGCUGCCCACGCGCUGCCCCCACCAGGGCGAGGCGUGCAUGGUGUCCGGUUGGGGCCUGGUGUCGAACAGUGAGCCUGGGACCCCCGGGAGCCCCAAGUCGCAAGUGAAUCCGCCAGACACCCUGCACUGCUCCAACAUCAGCAUCAUGGCGGACGCAUCCUGUAACAAGGACUACCCCGGGCGCGUGAUGGCCACCAUGGUGUGUGCAGGAACAGAGGGCGGAGGCACAGACUCCUGUGAGGGCGACUCUGGGGGACCCCUGAUCUGCGGGGGUGCCCUGCAGGGCAUUGUCUCCUGGGGUGACGUCCCCUGUGACACCACCACCAAGCCUGGCGUCUACACCAAAGUCUGCCACUACCUGGAGUGGAUCAGGGAGACCAUGAAGAGGAACUGACUGGUGGGCUUUGCCACCUGUGCCCCUGACCGAGCAGAUGCCCCCAAAGCCUGCAGGGAGCCCUCCCAAGACUCUGUCCACGGCCCAGGUGUUAGCCAAUGACUUGUCCCACCAGAAGCCAAAGCUGGCACUCAAAGACCACCUGCUUAACGCCCAGAUAACACAGAAUGCUGACCCCA